AUGAGUCAGACACUCAUGGUGGUUGGGACAGAGAACGCUUGAUAAACACAGCAGCACCUGCUUUACAUCUCAUUAGAGACAGAGAGCAGAAAAAACAACCGAAGAUCACAGAAUAGAGCAAGAGUAUGAAGUUAAUUACAGCUUUGAGUGCUGCUGGAACCAUACUUCUCAACAUAGCAGGAACUCUCUGCCAGCUAGAUGUGUGUGGUCAAGCCCCCCUAAACACCAAAAUUGUUGGAGGGGAAGAUGCAACGGCAGGGUCUUGGCCGUGGCAAGUCAGCAUUCAAAGCCCUGUAUAUGGAGGCCAUUUCUGUGGAGGCAGUCUAAUCAACAAAGACUGGGUUUUGUCUGCAGCUCACUGCUUCCAGACUCCCUUGAGUACCAUUCGGAUCUACCUGGGACGCCAGAGCCAGUCGGGAUCAAACCCUAAUGAAGUUCUCAGGACAGCAAGGACAGUUGUCAACCAUCCUGACUAUUCCGAUUCUACACACGACAACGACCUAGCACUACUUCAGCUCUCUUCUUCUGUGACCUUCUCUGAUUACAUUAGGCCGAUCUGUCUGGCGGCUGCUGGGAGUAAAUUCGCCGCAGGUACAAACACCUGGGUCACCGGCUGGGGAGCACUACAGUCAGGAGGUUCGGCUCCUGACAUACUGCAGGAGGUGUUGAUCCCGGUUGUGAGCAACAGUGACUGUAAUAAUGCUUACGGAGGGGCCAUCACUAACAAUAUGAUGUGUGCCGGACUGUUGAAUCAGGGAGGAAAAGAUUCAUGUCAGGGCGACUCUGGAGGUCCGUUGGUGAUUAGAAACAGCUCUCUGUGGAUUCAGCCCGGUGUUGUGAGUUUUGGUAUUGGAUGUGCUGACCCCAAAUAUCCUGGUGUGUACGCCAGAGUCUCUCAGUACCAGGACUGGAUCACCUCUACCAUAGGCAGCAACCCUCCUGGAUUUGUUCAAUUCAACAACAACGGGUUCAGAAGCUCACCCAACCUCCUUUUAUUUUUGGUUUCUCUCACUUCCUCCAUCAUUCCUUUCAUAUUCUCCCUAUAUCUCUCUACAUGCUCACUUUGUCAGUUAAAUGUGUGCGGUCAGGCUCCUCUCAAUACAAAGAUUGUCGGAGGACAAGCUGCAGUUCAGGGGUCUUGGCCCUGGCAAGCAAGCCUUCAUAGAAUUACGACAGGAAGUCACUUCUGUGGUGGGAGUCUAAUCAAUAAAGACUGGGUUCUGUCUGCUGCUCACUGCUUCCAGAGUACCGCCUCAUCUAAUGUAAAAAUCUACCUGGGCCGUCAACUCCAAUCAGGCUCGAACCCGAAUGAGAUCUCCAGGACAGUGAUUCAGCUCAUCAUCCAUCCCAGCUAUAGCACAGCUUCUCAAAACAACGACAUAGCGCUGCUGCAGCUCUCUUCUUCUGUGACGUUCACUGACUACAUUAAGCCGGUUUGUCUGGCGGGCGGGAGUGUAUUAGGUGGAGGUACUAAGAGUUGGAUCACCGGAUGGGGCAAACUCAAUUCUGCAGACACCCAGAUUCCAAACAUACUGCAGGAAGUGCAGAUACCAAUCGUAAGCAACAGUGUUUGUAAUAACGAUUAUGGAGGAAUCAUUACAAGCAACAUGGUAUGCGCUGGACUCAGUGAAGGGGGAAAAGAUUCAUGUCAGGGAGACUCUGGAGGUCCAAUGGUAAAUAAGAACAAUUCUCAGUGGAUUCAGUCUGGCAUUGUGAGUUUUGGUCGAGACUGUGGACUACCCAAUUACCCUGGUGUUUACACCAGAGUGUCUCAAUACCAGUCUUGGAUCAGCUCCCAAAUAAGCAGCAAUCUACCAGGAUUCGUCUCUUUCACCUCCAAUGAUUCCAGCUCAGGCUCACCCAGUCUCCUCUUAUUUUCACUUUCUCUCACAUCCACCAUCAUUCCUCUGAUUUUCUCCUUAUUUGUAUUUUCUUAAUGACCAGGUCAUUAAAAGCCCUACACAGGCUAUUGUUCACACAUUUAAAUAAGAUGAAAAAAUACAAAUGCACUACAGUCACUUUGUAUUUUAAUUUAUUAAAACAGGUACAAUAAAAGAGUACAGUACUUGUACUAUCUAAUA
Molecule: messenger RNA, 2081 nt
Organism: Puntigrus tetrazona (Sumatra barb)
Lineage: Eukaryota; Metazoa; Chordata; Actinopteri; Cypriniformes; Cyprinidae
Product: transmembrane protease serine 9-like
Biological process (GO): proteolysis
Molecular function (GO): serine-type endopeptidase activity
Source: RefSeq, a predicted model, not a curated record